This is a messenger RNA of Lampris incognitus (smalleye Pacific opah), 10886 nucleotides long. Its product is annotated as msx2-interacting protein. Bases 126 to 9947 code for a protein of 3273 amino acids. NCBI's taxonomy places the organism in Eukaryota, Metazoa, Chordata, Actinopteri, Lampriformes, Lampridae. The transcript has 15 exons. Gene Ontology annotation, cellular component: nucleus. Gene Ontology annotation, molecular function: mRNA binding. Gene Ontology annotation, biological process: regulation of transcription by RNA polymerase II. The record is from RefSeq and is a predicted model, not a curated record.
GCCAGUCCGGCCGAGAGCGUUUACGGAUCCGCCGCCUUUCAUUUUGUGAGGCGGACCUCCGGACCGGCGGAGCCUGGAAAGCGUGCGAGGGCGUAUGUGCAUAAACGGGACGCGUUGCUUCCAAAAUGGUUCGGGAAACCAGACACCUUUGGGUGGGAAAUUUACCCGAGCACGUUCGGGAGGAGAAAAUUGUUGAACAUUUUAAACGGUAUGGGCGUGUGGAAAGUGUUAAAGUUCUGCGGAAGCGGGGGUCAGAGGGUGGUGUGGCAGCCUUUGUGGAUUUUGUGGAUAUCAAAAGUGCUCAGAAGGCUCACAAUGCUGUCAACAAGAUGGGGGACAGGGACCUCCGAACUGACUACAAUGAACCUGGGUCGGUCCCUAGUGCUGUUCGGGGCCUUGAAGACAACCCCCCCUCGAGCAGUCGGGAUGUUUCAGGAUUCUCUAGGGGGGCAGUCGGUCCAGUGUUUGGUCCCCCAGUGUCCCUUCACAGCAGAGAGGGACGUUAUGAACGGAGAAUAGAUAGUAGCUCAGAAAGUCGGGAACGUGCAUAUGAUCACAGCCCGUAUGGACACCAUGAGCGUGGGGGUACCUUCGACAGGCAGCGUCACUACAAUGCUGAUUAUUACCGUGAUCGUUCCAUGUUUGCUGCUGCUGGCCCCGGGAGCAGUGCUAUGAGUGGAAGCUUUGAGGCGUCAGACCCACAUUUCGAGUCUAGAAUCCGAGACCCUUUUACUCUCACCAGUGCUGCACGCCGUGACCUUUACAGAGAUGACAGAGGGCGACGUGUUGACAGAACUUACCAUCAUCGUCGCAGCCGAUCUUCUCAUUCCUCUCAGUCACGACACCCUUCCCCACAACGGACCACAGCACAAACCCCCAAAGCUUCUCAUUCCCCUAAAAGAGCUCCACUGUCGCCUGGGAGAGGCCCACGUUCUCGAUCACGAAGCAGAUCCUCGAGCUCUGAUUCGGUCAGCAGUACCAGCAGCACAGGCAGUGGCAGUGAUUCUAACAGCAGCUCAAGUGAUGGAUCCCGUGCACGUUCUGUUCAGUCAUCUGCUACACAUGCACCUCCCCAGUCUUCCUUGGUUCUGGAUUCGGAUGAGCCACGUCGAAGCUUUGGAAUAAAGGUGCAGAACCUCCCUGUGCGCUCCACAGAUACAAGUUUAAAAGACGGACUCUUCCAUGAAUUUAAGAAACAUGGGAAAGUGACAUCAGUACAGAUCCAUGGGGCAUCAGAAGACCGAUAUGGCUUGGUGUUCUUCAGACAGCAGGAGGAUCAAGAGAAAGCCCUUACAGUCUCCAAAGGAAAGCUGUUCUUUGGAAUGCUCAUAGAGGUCACUGCUUGGAAUGGCCCUGAAACAGAGAGUGAGAAUGAGUUCAGGCCUUUGGACGGUCGGAUAGAUGAGUUUCACCCUAAGGCUACAAGGACACUAUUUAUAGGCAACCUGGAGAAAACCACCAGUUAUCAGCAGCUCCUGGAUAUAUUUCAGCGCUUUGGAGAAAUAGUGGACAUUGACAUUAAGAAAGUGAAUGGAGUUCCACAAUAUGCUUUUGUGCAGUACUCUGAUAUUGCUAGUGUUUGUAAAGCCAUAAAGAAGAUGGAUGGAGAAUAUCUGGGGAGUAAUAGACUCAAGCUUGGUUUUGGAAAGAGUAUGCCCACAACUUGUGUUUGGCUGGAUGGUUUGGCAUCCAAUAUAACAGAGCAGUACCUCACACGCCAUUUCUGUCGCUAUGGACAUGUCGUCAAGGUUGUUUUUGACAGAUUGAAAGGAAUGGCUCUCAUUUUAUACAACAACACGGAUUUCGCUCAAGCAGCUGUUAGGGAGACUAAAGGCUGGAAGAUUGGUGGUAAUAAAAUUAAGGUGGAUUUUGCCAGUCAGGAGAGUCAGAUGGCAUUUUAUCGGUCUAUGCAGUCAUCGGGACAAGACAUUAGAGACUUCUAUGAAAUUCCUCCUGAAAGAAGAGAGGAGCGCAGACCUCCCUACCAUGAAUUUACAGCAGAAAGAGCUUACUAUGAGAAUGUACGAACCCCUGGGCUCUAUCCAGAAGAUGCUCGCAGGGAAUAUCCUGCUCGCAGCAGAGACCGUUUUCCUGAACUGGAACAUUACCAGGGGGAUCACUUUGACCCACGUUACCACGAAGACCCCAGAGACUACAGGGAUUACAGAGACCCAUUUGAACAAGAUAUUCGAAAAUACACUUACAUUCAGAGGGAGCGAGAAAGGGAGCGGGAACGUUUUGAGGCUGACCGUAGUAGAUGGAGCCCCUCCCAUCCAAGGCGACCUAUUACUCCUGCGGUUUCCCCCUCACCAUCUGAACGUGCUCCCCGAGACUCAGAGCGACGGGUUUACAGCCAAUCCUCUGAACGAAGUGGCAGUGUAAGCUCCCUCUCACCACCACCACCACACUUUGACAAGUCUGACAAGACUCCUCUGGAACAUGGCUCCAAGGGUGACAAGAAUGAAAAGAAUCCUCAGGCCGAGCGUGUUGCAGGUACUGAGAAAAGCAAGCGUGCAAGACGAAAGGAAAAGGGUGACAAAGACAAAGGGGAGAAGGUUAAAUCCAGGAAAGCCAAGGCGCAAUCUCCCUGCAACCUAGCCCCUGAAAUAGAGCAGGAAACUGGCUUUGAUGGAAACUCUGGAAGGGGAAAAGGUUCAGACCAAGAUGGACAUGAGAGGCAGAGAUGCAAGGGAGACAAUGACCCUCUUGCUACCAAUCCAUUAUCAGUAAUUCAUCAUGAUAAUCUAAAAAAUGAGAGGUCUGAAAUGAGCAAAGGGGAUAAUUCAGAUAUAGAUGGAAAAAAUCGAGGCAAGAAACAUCUAAAGACUGAUAUUGGCAAUGAUGGAAAAGAUUCAUCAGCGGAUUCUGAUCGACUUGCUGCCAGAAAAAGGCGCUUUGCUGAUGCAAGUGGAAAAACCAUUCGACAGAAGAGAAUCAGGCUGGAAGAGGAAGAUGGUAAUCAACCCACUGACUUUGGCGCUAGUGCUGGGUAUUUAAAAGACAUAGAUAGUGACAAACAAAAAGAUGGUUUGCGUAGAGAUGCUAGGUUCAAAACAGAAAAACGUGCAUUUCCUGGCCCUCAAAAGGAGGGACAAGAGGAACUGAGAGGACAGAGAGAGCAAUCCGAGGGGCCUGCGGAUCUAUCGGCAUUAAAACGACACCCAGGACACAGUUCAUCCAGAAGGAUUUCACAUGAGGGGAAUACAGACCCAGGUAGCGCAAGAGACCAAGAACAUGGUGUUUUCAAAUAUAGUGCUCAGACUGCUGACAUUGACAAAGGUGCCAAAGACAGGGAUGACCAUGUGGAUAUUGACCUCUCUCAGAGUUAUCGUAAACAAAUGGAGCAAAAUAGAAGGCUCCAUCAGCAGCAGCAACAGCAGGAGCCAGAUAAGCCUGAAAAGCCUGGAAGUCCUCAAGGAAGUGAAACAGAAGACUUUGAACAUCGUAGUCUUGUCCAUGAAGUGGGUAAACCACCUGAAGAUGUAACAGACAAUUUUCCAUCUCAUAAACUCAAGAAACUAGACCAAUUUGACUCUGAUUCAGGUGCCAAAAGAGAACGCGUGUAUAGGAGCUUUAGACAAAAAAGUGAGGAUCCUGAUUGGAACAAUACUGCUUCCCCAGGACAUCAGCGUUUUUCCCACCUUGCAGAGGAUGACUAUGUGGAUCCUUCUCUUCAGAAAGAGUUUAGUAGAAACGAUGAAAAAAUUAACUCAGGCAUAGAGCUGUCAGUAAAACGGACACAUGCUACACAGAUGAGCAAGCCAAAUACUCCUUUACUUAGUGGUGAAGAAGAACAACAAAAGCGUUGGGAAAGCAGAGUCAAGCAAGACUUGGUACCUGACCUGAACUUUUCAAGAAGUCUAAGUAAAAACAUUCACAAUCGCAAGCGACUGGAGUAUGGCAUUUGGCAUGACUUGGAACCUGGGGAGGUACGAUCAGACUCUGAAGAGGACAGAGAGAACAAACCCAACUCCCCGAUGCCUUCCACAUCUAUGCCUUUUUCUGAGAGACCAAGGGCAGACAGAUUUUCAGAUCCUAAACUAGCUAAUCUUGAGCGGAAUAAAUUUUACUCCUUUGCACUUGAUCAGACCAUUACACCAGAUACAAAAGCGCUGCUGGAACGUGCAAAAUCCCUCUCGUCCUCCAGAGAAGAUAACUGGUCAUUCUUAGACUAUGAUUCUCACUUUGCAAGUUUUCGCAACAGAAAGGAUACUGAGAAGGUAGAAUCAACACCACGACCUACACCCUCCUGGUAUAUGAAAAAGAAAAAGAUUCGAAGUGGAUCUGAAGACAAAAUAGAUGACAGGAAGGAGGAGCCCAAGCCAGAAGAACAGGAACGCAGAGAACUAUUUGCCUCCCGCUUCCUUCAUAGUUCCAUCUUUGAGCAGGACUCAAGACGACUUCAACACUUGGAACGAAAACAUGAGGAACCUGAGCAGGGGCAGAAUCAACUAACUGGUCAGCAAGGGUCAGCGGAUAAUCAACUUGACUCUGAGCCAGUUGUACUUUUCCAUAGUCGUUUUUUGGAGCUUACACGACUGCAACAACAAAAAGGGAAAGACCGACUGCUGCAAGAAGUAAAAGGGGGAGAUGCAUUGGUAGAUGAGAAUAAAUUGGAUAAGGCACCUGAUCCAGAGCAACAACUGCUGCAGUCACCUGUAACUUCAGAACCUACCGUGGAGCCAGAAAUCAAACCCAUUAGCCCUGCGGAGGAGCUGACUUCUGAACCCAGACUUGUACCCAGUUUUGUUGUACAACCUCUGUCCAAAGAUAUGGUUCUACAAGAAGAGAAAUGUGUUGUAUUGCAGCCCUCCCCUGAUGGGUUGCUCUCUUCAGCUUUGAUUAAGGAAGAAGUAAAGGAAAAUGUACAUCCUCAGUCCACACGCCAGUUACCAAUAGAGGUUCAAAGCGAUACGAAUCCUAUAAAUUUAGGGGCUCCUGAGCCUAAUUAUCCAGUAAGUAGAGCGAAACUAUCUUCUUCUGAAGGGAAAUCGGAUAACACUGAAGAUGUAAAACCUGUGAUUACAAUGCAACCAUGCAACAGUGACGAGUUUGCUAGCAGUUCUGAUGUUGAUUUGGAUCCUGAGACCACACAACCAGAACUGCCUGAAGCCUCAAGCCCCACACCACACAGCCUUGUUGAGGAGAUGGAUGUGGUGAAAAAAGAGGCCCGUUACACUUACAAAGCAGUAACAGAGCAUGAAGUAGAAAAUAAACUUCAAGUCAAAGUGCCAGUGUCAGUUGAUAACGACACAAAUGAGGAGCAGGCCUCGCCACCUCAGAAAGAACAAAGAGCAAAAGAAAUGAAGAGUAAAAAGUAUAAGCAUUCCCCUGUCCAUGCUACUGCAGUGCCUGGCACUGCAACCUCCAGUUCUGAGAAACAAGGCAUUCGCAAGAGUGAACGUAUUGACAAAGAAAAGCUAAAACGUGGGUCAUCCCCGAGAGCUGAAUCAUUAAGGGUAAAUUCAGAUGGUAAAUCCACUGGCAAAUCUCCAAGUCACGGAGCAGACCCUGAUAAUAUUACAGAACCAAGCAUAUCAGUAGGCAGAGCAAGACGAAGAAAUGUCAAAUCUGUAUAUGCCACUCCAAUUGAAGACGAUGGCGUAAUGCGAAGUGGAAAAGAAAUUGCUGAGUCACCACGCUCUGUGCGAAAACGUGGUGUAGAUAAAGAUAACACCCCACAACAAAAUGUAGAACAUGAUACACCUGCACCAAUAACCUCUUCAAGACGAGGCCGUCCUCCUAAGAAUCGCCGUCAGAGUGAAGAUAGUGUAACAAAUAAAGGGGAAAAAUCAAAAGUGGACACUAAAGAGACUGAAUCAAAUGAACCAGAAAGUGGUGACCGAGUCCCUAAAGUGUCAAAAGGUAAACAAUCUCCUUGUAUCUCAAAAAGUUUGUCAAAUCAAGUUGCUGCUACCAGUGGGACUGUACCAAGUAGGAAGGGAGAUAAAACAGAGCUUCCCGAAGAUGAUGAUCAAGAGAUUGAAUUUACAGAUGAAGACAGCUUAGUUUUUCAGGAUUCAUCAAGUUCAUGUAAAGAAGAUUCCACAGUCAAAGUUGACCCAAAGAAAGAGAAGGACAAACGGCAAGGAAUUGACAAAUUUCAAAAGGAGACAGGCAAGGAAAAAGUCCUUCUUGAAGAAAGGACAUGUGAAGGUAAAACAAGUGGAAAGGUAUCCCCGGAUAUUGAGGAGAAACCCCCUGUGGAGAAAGAAAAGAUUGUCAGAGGAAAAAACAAAUUGACACGGACUCCUAAGUCUCCUGUUCUCAAGAAUCUAAAAAUCAGACUUAAUGUCACAGAGGUGAAAGAUUUGUUGCAGCUGGGGGAUGAAGAACCUGGGAAUCAAGAGGAUUGUUCAAAAAAGGUCAAACUUGGUGAGCAAAGUAAUCGCAUACCAGAGCCUAACACCAAAAAAGUGAGGUCAAGCAAUGAUGAUGAAGAUUCUACCCAAGAAAAAAAUCAACCAGUGGAUACAUCAAAAAACUUGCUCUCUCAGGAGCUGGAACUAGUGCAGGCUGUGGAGAACAUUGCUAAACUUACAGACCCAACCCUGCCAGCAGAGCCAGUUCCACCUGUCCCACAGACAGAGAUGAAAUGUGACAUGGAGGAAGAAAAAUCCUGUAACCCUGCAAGCGAAACAGAACUUAUGGCUGCUAUUGAUUCUAUCACUGCUGAGGAUGUAGCUGUGCCCUUACCCCAAGCUGCUCCAGUGAUAGGCACAGAAGUAGAUUCAGAACCAGAGAUGCAAGUUUUAAUUCAGCCAAAUAAGGAAGAUGAACCUGAAACGGAUGCAUCUGCUACACCAGAGGAGAAUCUUUUCUCAACUACACCCAAGAAAGGCAGCAAGGGGCGACCAAAAAUACCCAAAAGAUCUAAAAACCAAAAGCCAGUCAAAAAAGAGUUGGGAGAAAGGCGGCCAUUUCCAGAUGAAUCCUCAGAUCCUUCAUCAGAUAGUACACCCUCAACUACGAAGACUCUUCCAGAGAUCGCUCCUUCAGCAGCAGCGGCUGCUGUUAUAACUGCCACAACCUGGAAACCAGAGCCUGAGCCUUUGACUGUCAAGGCUACAGAUGUCACCAUGGAGUCAGAUUCAUCUGAAGAGCAGAUUCAGCAUCAUAAAUCUGUAUGUCCCCAGUCCAAGAGUCCUACCUGCCCAAAGCCUCAGCAGCUUCCAGCAGAAUGUAUCUCUCCUUCCCUUUCUCCUUCCUCUAGCCGGCCAAAUAUCAGGCCCAUUCAGCCAACUAGAAUUCCUGUUUCCCCACCAGACUGGAUCAGCCAAUCUAAAGACACAGGAGUCCCAUCUUCACCUGUCAUGUCAGGAGCACCACCGGAAAGCCAGUCAUUACCGCAUGACUCUGAAAAUAUGGAUGCUGAUCACAGCACAAGGAGGAUUCUUGUGAGACCCAAAAAUGUUUCGCUGCCAGGCAGUAGCUCAAUUACUAGUAACUUACCCACCUCGCGAGACCCACACCCAUCUGAAAGUGAUCCCACAUCAAGUGCCUUACCAAAUAAGUCACCCCUACCUGAUGGGAGGAUGCCAACUCAUCCUGCUCAGCCAGUUGUGCGGCCUCCAGCCUCCCUACCGUCUCCUGAGACAAAAUCUGUGAUUUCUGUUAUUGCAUCCACUGCAGCCUCUGUAAUUAGUCGUGUCUGCAAUCCCCCUGAUUCUGAAGAGAAGGUUAACAUGACGGUUGGAAAUCCCUGUGUAGACAUGACUCUUUCCAAGCAGACUUAUAGGCCUAGCAUAGAUGAUAGUGGAUCAUAUCAUGGGCCAUCUGUUGGUGAGGAGGGUGGAAGUGUUGGCCGCUUUAUUGUUGAGAGCUCCAGUCUUAGUACAGGAUCUAGCCCAGGUCUGAGAGUAAAUACAUCUGAAGGUGUGGUUGUGUUGAGCCACUCGGGGCAGAAAAUUGAGGGUCCACAGCGAAUAAGUGCAAAGAUCAGCCAAAUCCCACAAGCAACAGCUGUUGACAUGGAAUCUCAACAGUUGGUAGCUAUGCCCCAGACAAAGCAGGAAUUGUACACCCAUUCUCAGCAAGGGAUUCAAAAGGGGCCUCCAUCCCAAACAGAACAUGGGCAUCCUGGCAAGGCAGCGUCUGUUCCCUCUAUCAAACAAGAAGGCACAGGUUUAGAAAAGAUCGAAUCUGCCUACCAGUCUGGCCCACAAGGAGUAGUAAAACGUCUUCCGCAGGGAGUUGGCAACCAGCAAGUAAUGAGUUAUCAUCACCCAGAGUACAUGGUUAUGAAACAUCAAAAAAAAGAAGUCACUGAUUCACAUUGUGCAGAUGGUGCAAAAGCUUCCUGGACCUCUUCUAUAAGUCCUGCAAUAAGUCCCCACUUACCAUCCCCACCUGGAAACCAUGUAGGCUUUGUUGCAGGCACUGCUGGUGAUAGAGGCCCUUCACAUCUCAGUGGGGCAAAACAAGAACCACGUUCGCCCCGCAAGUCGGGUCAUCCUCAUUCUCCAUUUGCUAAAGUGCCCUCACCCAUAGGUUCCUCUUCUCCCAAAGGUAUACCAGUUAUGUUACCCUCUGGACAUCCUGCUAUGCAACAGUAUGUUACUGGCGUUCAUCACCCUGAGCAGUCUGUUAUCAUGCCUCCGCAUAGUGCUCAUGGUGGCAUAGGAAGGAUGUCCCCCCACCGAGUCACCCCAACAAUUGCAAUGGGUCAUAUUGUUCAAGGAGAGGUUCGUGUCAAUACUCCACCACUCUCAGUGAUGAAUUUUGGAAUGCAUAGUGAGCCUCUUGCCUCUCCCUGGUCUGGUUCCAUGCAGCAGCGGCCCACCUCACCCCAGCCCGUUGGCAGAGACAUGGUUCUCAAGGUUAACCCUAGUUCAGUAAGAGGCCAUGAGGGAGAACAGGAAGAUGCUAGACGCUUCCAUCAAACUGCUGGACGACAGUCUGCCACACAGCUGAAACCAGAGCCUAUGCAGUCAGAUCCCCGUGGGUCACUGCGCGCUGGCCUACAGUUGGAUACGUACAUGACACAAAGAGAUAUGCGUGUGCUGUUACAUCAACAGGGAGAUCGUACAGAUCCACAUACUGGACACAUUCAAGAAACUCUUCCACCCUCUUCAACAUCUUCCAAUAUCUCUUUAUCUAUGUCUCCAAGAGCACACGUUUUAACUAAAGGUGCGUCUGAGAAAGAUGUCACAAAGCCAUUGGAGACGAAGAGGCCACACUCCCCUCUUGGUAAGGAUGGAAUGAUGGGAAUUCGCCCUCCUGGGUCAGCCAUGGCUUCUCCCCAGAGAGUUCAGCUAAUGCCACCAGGACCUAGUGGUUCCUUUCCUGAGUAUUCCGGGAUGUACACAAACCCAAGGGGCAUCCAUUCUCAAAUGACAGAGACGUCUGUUGUUGGACUUAACCAGCCAUCGUUGAACAUCACUGCAGCCGUGGGUGCUGACCUCCAAACAAAAUCUGAUGGCAAGGUGACCCAGUCAGUCAACAUGGUGCAGCUGCUCACAAAAUACCCUAUUGUGUGGCAAGGCUUGCUUGCACUGAAGAACGACACAGCUGCAGUCCAGCUGCAUUUUGUCUGUGGCAACAAAGUGUUGGCUCAUAGAUCACUGCCCCUACAAGAGGGAGGUUCAUUGCUUCGAAUAGUCCAGAGAAUGAGACUAGAGGCAUCACAGCUGGAGAGUGUGGCCAGAAGAAUGACGGGUGAUAGUGAGUUCUGUCUCCUCCUGGCUCUGCCAUGUGGACGAGACCAAGAUGACGUCCUAAACCAGACUCAGGCUCUGAAGUCUGCUUUCAUCAACUACUUACAGGCCAAGUUGGCUGCUGGAAUAAUUAACAUCCCAAACCCAGGAUCCAACCAGCCAGCCUACGUGCUGCAGAUUUUCCCACCAUGCGAAUUUUCAGAAAGCCACUUAUCCCAGCUUGCUCCCGAUCUUCUCAACCGGAUCUCCAGUAUCUCUCCCCACCUCAUGAUUGUCAUCACCUCUGUGUAACCAUCUUGGCUGGGAACUGCCUCAUCAACGGAUUUUCUCAAUAAUGAGCCUCAGGAAAAUGGAGGAAUAUGUCAGAAUUGGUUUUUUCCUGGACGCAACAGAAACGUGUUGGAAAUGCUCUAUUAAAACUGAUGUUUUUUUUCCAUAUCAGUCCUUAUUUUUUCCUUUUUCCAUUCUUGUCUGGUAUUUUUGUCCUCCUCAAAAGAACUCAGGGAUGGACUAAACCAGAGCUUUGUGCAGUCUUAUUUGACCAUUUUUUCUGCUGUAUUUGUAUUUAUUUGGGAGUUUUAUUUUUAUGUCUGGAGAACUCUGAAGAAAAAAGAAAAAAAAAGGAUCCAGAAGUUUGAACAAGACAAAUGAGUGACUAUACUGUGGGUGGCCUUUUUCCAUCUGUCUUUUAACGAUUGUCAAAAUCGUUUCUUCACAUGAAAGGAUUAUUGAAGCUGUUGUGUUACAACGGCUUAGACAUUUGAGUUUUUUUUUAAUUAAAAAAAUGUUCACCCCCUUCCUGUUCAGCCUUUAGAGGAGGAAGAAGUACCUUCUGAAAUAAUGACUUUGUAGAGAGGACCAUGUCAUUUUAACGGCUCCUUAAUUCCACCAGCUCCGCUGUUUCGUGUUCACACACUACUGAAGCAGACGACGUUCUUGCACCUGCCUUUGCAUUGAACAAGCUUCAGUGUGAUUCGGGGGGUUUUAGGAUACAGGACUUUGUAAAUAUUUUAAAUAUUUAAAGUUGGACAAUGGAACUUGGUCAACUUGAAACCAAGAGACUCUAACACACGGACACACAGGAAGGCCAAGUGUGGAAAAUGAGAUGGAUAUCUUUAAUUUCCGGGGUGUAAAUACUUGUAACACACAGCAGGUUGGUAAACUCUCUUGUGGAGUCUGCCGAUGGCACUUCACAUUUUAUAACUCAAAUAAAAAUCCAGAAAACUUGAA